CAAGGAAAGACAAAGCGCAACCGCGCUUUAUCCGCCCCCCCCUCUCUCUCUCUCUCUGGCUUGUGAAUGUCAAAUGUAGCGGUGAACGAUGAAGGAAAUCCUGGCCGGUGUUUAAAAGCGCUUCUAAACGUCCGGCGACAAAAGGUCAAAGGAUCGAAUAUCCAGAUAGCCCGCGACGACGUAUGGCGGCUAAUGGAAGCCGGAGGAGAAAUCACGGGUGGAGGAAGAAGCACGGAUGGGACAGGGGGAAAAUCAAGGGACAGAGGGAGGACAAAAAGGGGCCGAGGGUGGAUACGACGAAGCGACAGAAGAGAAGACUCGAUUACACGUCACCAGCAGCCCGGAGCCUAUUUGGUCGCAAUCGGUUUUUCAUUACCAAAAGCUUCGCCGGGCUUUAUACCAAAUUGUACAUUCGGCGACCCCCCGUAAAACUCACCGGGAUUCCGCGAACCCACCGAGUACCGGAAUCGCAUAAUUGAUCAUCUCGGUGCAUACAUCUCGCACGCGUGCUGCCCAUAAUUUUUG
Trachymyrmex cornetzi is the source of this 525-nucleotide messenger RNA. RefSeq lists its product as uncharacterized. The transcript has 3 exons. The record is from RefSeq and is a predicted model, not a curated record. Bases 67 to 429 code for a protein of 120 amino acids. NCBI's taxonomy places the organism in Eukaryota, Metazoa, Arthropoda, Insecta, Hymenoptera, Formicidae.